This is a messenger RNA of Cyprinodon variegatus (sheepshead minnow), 1801 nucleotides long. It is a transcript of the gene coro2a, whose product is annotated as coronin, actin binding protein, 2A. Gene Ontology annotation, biological process: actin filament organization. Lineage: Eukaryota; Metazoa; Chordata; Actinopteri; Cyprinodontiformes; Cyprinodontidae. The transcript has 8 exons. Gene Ontology annotation, molecular function: actin filament binding. The record is from RefSeq and is a predicted model, not a curated record. The annotation marks the transcript as partial.
UUUGUCCACCAGGUGAUGAUCUGGAACCUGGACUCUCCAGAGCAGGUGAUAAAGAACCCCGUCCGAACCAUCCAGCACCACACAGACGUCGUCCUGUCCAUGUCUUUCAAUACGGACGGGAGCCUUCUGGCCACCACCUGCAGGGACAGGAAGGUCCGGCUGAUGGAGGCGCGCUCAGGGAACGUGCUGCAGGAAGCAAAUUGUAAGUCGCAUAAAGCCAGUAAGGUGCUGAUUUUAGGGAACCUGAAGAUGCUCAUCACAUCUGGCACUUCUCGCUACAACGAUCGACAGAUAGCUCUGUGGGAUCAGGAAGACCUGUCGGUGCCUUUGUUGCAGGAGAACCUGGACGGUUCCUCAGGGGUGAUCUUCCCGUUCUACGACCCUGACACACACAUGCUCUACCUUGCUGGAAAGGGGGAUGGAAACAUCAGGUACUAUGAGAUCAGCUCAGAAAAACCCUACCUCCACUACCUGACGGAGUACCGCUCACACUCACCUCAGAAAGGAAUGGGAGUAAUGCCAAAGAGAGGCCUGGAUGUCACAUCAUGUGAGGUUUUCAGGUUCUACAAAGUGGUGAUAGUCAAGAGCCUCAUUGAGCCUAUUUCUAUGAUCGUACCCCGCAGGUCGGAGUCGUACCAAGAAGACAUCUAUCCAAUGACGGCAGGUAACAGACCAGCGCUGACUGCAGAAGAGUGGCUCAGCGGCAUCAGUAAAGGACCGGUUCUCAUGUCUCUGAAGCCUGGAAGUGAACUAAUGGAGCCUCCGUCAGAGCUGAAGGGGCUGACCAACUCCCUGGACACACGGCGCUCUCAGAGCAGACCCGGCAUGCUGCGCCUCUCCUACAUUCAGGACCAACUGGAAGCCAAAGAAGACGGCGAGCAGGCCAAGUCCGACAGGAGUUGGACGUCUGUGAGCAACGGGGACGACCAGGCGCAUGGUUCCCCGCUGACAGAGAGCGAGCUGCGUCUGAAGUGCCUCAGACAGCAGGAGGAGAUCAGGCGGCUGACGGAGCUCCUGAACCAGAGGGAAGUUCGCGUCAAACAACUCGAGCUGGAGAUUAAGAACAUCAAGAACUCUCAGAGCUAACUUUAGGAGUUCCCAAACAUUCCUGAUGCGCUGAGCUGCACCCCCCCACCCCACCUUCCUGACGGGACACUCUGGUUUAAAGCUCAGAAUCCGAAUCACCUCCUUCCUUCUUUAAAACUUCACAGCUCUCCUGACACUCGGACCUCUUCGUUGUUUCGACCACCUCGACACUCGGUGCACGUUCUUUUUUUCGUGUAAAUAAACUUUUGAAGAUGCACCUUUUUACCUUUUGCCCCAUUUCUUUUGUACACGUCACAUCUAUGCAAGUUUACUGUUCAUAUGGAGUUUUUUUGUUUUUGUUCCUUCUGUAGUCCACAGAUAAAUGGAGGUUUGAGCUCCAACCAUCUGCCUGAGAGCUAACGUUGCUGAACUUCCUUUUUGUGCUUGUUGUUAUUGUAUUUAAACUGCUGUAAGUCGACACAGCCGUGGUGUUUGAGUCUUGAAUGUGAAAGAGCAACAUGAAUGACCCACCUUUGCUCUGCCUUUCCUUAAAGCUGCAGCUCUUUUUAUCCCAGAUUUUAUUUUGAAAUUGUCUCGAUCCCAAUUGAUUUCUUUUUUUUUUUUUUCCAGGAAUGAUUGUGUGAGUUAAAUCUGUACCUGCUGCCAGUUUGAAUUUUUGAACUUGAUUUUUAUAUUUAUUUGAAGAUGCGAGCGGAGAAUACACCUUUUAACAAUGAAUUUAACCCAAGAUUUGAUUUUAGAAAAUAUACGAAGA